Messenger RNA from Rotaria socialis, 432 nucleotides. The record is from the annotation of a GenBank genome assembly. Lineage: Eukaryota; Metazoa; Rotifera; Eurotatoria; Philodinida; Philodinidae.
AUGGGCGAAUUAAAUAUAACUUUUUCUGAUGGAAAACAUCAGAUUACUUUCUUAACAUCCGAACCAGUGGGCGAUCAUACCGGUUUAUACAUUAUAUUAUUAUUGUCUAGUCUUCUAUUUAUUCUUGUAUUUUAUCUAGUCUAUAAUUUUAUUUCAUUCAAACGUUAUUCUUGUUCUCAAGAAAAUAAAAGGAAAGACUCAUUACAUUCAACAGAACUACUAAAUGAUCGCUUAUCAAUUGUUCUUACUCAGCCGAUUCAAUCUCAAAUUAAGAUACGUGCGCAUUCAUAUGGAGAAUUAAUAAGUUCAACACAUCAAGUGCCAUUACGAACAGCAAGUUCACUAUCAAUCUAUCCAAAUUUUAUACAAGCAACAAAAUCUUUUAUUCCUAAUCAAUAUGAAAUAUCCAAACGAUUGGUUUCUGAUCUCUGA